Messenger RNA from Fusarium musae, 942 nucleotides. RefSeq lists its product as uncharacterized. NCBI's taxonomy places the organism in Eukaryota, Fungi, Ascomycota, Sordariomycetes, Hypocreales, Nectriaceae. The transcript has 2 exons. Bases 1 to 942 code for a protein of 313 amino acids. The record is from RefSeq and is a predicted model, not a curated record.
AUGUUUUCUCAACUAUUAAUCGUCGCCUUUGGCGUCACAGCUGCCCUUGGCCAAACAUCUUAUGGAGAGCAGUUUAAGUACUGGGGCUGUGCCACUGUUGACGCUGCCGGCUUCAGCAACCCAGUCCCUCUCCCCAACGGGAUCUUGACCCCUGAAGCAUGCCAGGCCGCUUGCACCGGCCACAUGUUUGCUGCGGUUUCUCCUAAUGCUUGCCGUUGCGGAGAUGAUGUCAACGCCAUCAAGUCGGUCGACGAACACUCUUGCAACUACCCGUGUACUCAAGACCCCAACUCUCCCAUGUGUGGUGGAAUCUGCCCCAAGGGUACUCCCAGCAUCUCGAACUUGUUCAUCAUCGAACCGGCAGAGCUGCAAGCUUCCGAACCUGUGCCUCAGCUAGAGAACCCGUUGAACCAGCCUAUAUCUAUCAAUGCUGUCCCUGCAUCCAUGGCUCCACAGGCUUCAUUUGCUUCUGACGCACUCCCCGUGGCUACAUCGUCUCCUCUACCGGGCGUUACCCUUUCUCAGAGUGAUGUUGCUCAGGCUCCCCCACCGUCAACUGAGGCCGUUCAGCAACCCCCUGUGACAUCGGUCACUCCCCCAUCAUCGACAUCCAUUCCAUCUGAUCCUCCUAUCACCUCGCCCAACCAGCCUGAGCAGUCACCUCCCCAAUCGACCAUCAACUUCCCAUCUACUCUCACGCUGCCUUCGAGUGUAUCCCCGCUGGCCCCAGCAGCAAGUUCCCCAGACUCUACGAGGGAGGUGCCUAGACUCCCGCCCAAGUCUCGAACAGAGCCUCCCACAAGUGAGACUUUGGUGACAGAGACGGGCUCUCUCCCCUCCGUGACACCAACCCGGGUGGCUGUGUCAAAGUCGAGCCGCUCUGAGAUGUCGAUGCUGCCCACAAUUGGCGGUCUCCUGUUCAUGGUCAUGAUGGCUAUUUAA